Messenger RNA from Recurvomyces mirabilis, 1779 nucleotides. It is a transcript of the gene PHR1, whose product is annotated as DNA photolyase phr1. The record is from RefSeq and is a predicted model, not a curated record. NCBI's taxonomy places the organism in Eukaryota, Fungi, Ascomycota, Dothideomycetes, Mycosphaerellales, Teratosphaeriaceae. Bases 1 to 1779 code for a protein of 592 amino acids. The transcript has 2 exons. Gene Ontology annotation, biological process: entrainment of circadian clock by photoperiod; circadian regulation of gene expression. Gene Ontology annotation, cellular component: cytoplasm; nucleus. Gene Ontology annotation, molecular function: DNA binding; deoxyribodipyrimidine photo-lyase activity; FAD binding.
AUGCCACCGAAGCGCAAAAUCGUCCGCGCCGCGACCUCACCCGUCCGUCCGGAGGGCUCGCCAGCAAGGCGUCAGCGUACACUCGAUCAUGAAGCCGACACCGAGCGCAAGAGUCAGGACCAAGCAGAAGAGGAAGAGCAGUCUGGUGUUAUACAGCGCGACUUUUACCCACCAGAGAUGAGCAAUGAGCGCUGCAAGCGAUACCUCAAUGGCGAUCUCCCACUUCCCAUCGACGUACUCCGGAAAGCAUUGGCAGAGACGAAGACACAGCGGGAGCAGAUACAGAUUGGCGAUGCGGUGGUACAUUGGUUCAAGCGAGACCUGCGGCAGACAAAUAAUCGUGCUUUAGAAAGGGCCAGUGUGAAGGCGAAGAGUCAGGGAGUUCCGCUGGAUUACCAGGCGCAUAUAACUUCUGCUGCACGCGUGGAUUUUGAGCUCAGGACGCUGGAAGUACUGAAGGAGGAUCUGAAGGAGAAGGGAAUCCCACUUUAUGUUACUACGAUCGAGCAGAGGAAGGAUGUACUCGGGCAUAUUCUGACCAAGUGCGCGGAGUGGGGAGCAAAGCAUCUGUUCUGCAAUAUGGAGUAUGAGGUGGAUGAGCUGAGGAGAGAGGCGAGGCUGGUGAAACGGGGCUUGGAGAAGGGUAUAGCGGUGGAAGUCCUGCAUGACGAUGUCGUUGUGCCGCCUGGUAUUCUCAGGACUGGAGCCGGGAAGCAUUAUUCUGUUUACUCUCCCUGGUUCAGAGCAUGGACGAAAUACGUGCAUGACCAUCCUCACGUCCUUGAGCCAUCAGAACCGCCUACGCGAAAUCCUGAUUCUGCAGUCGAGCGCUUCCGGGAAAUCUUCUCCAUGCCACUACCGUCUGCGCCCCCGAACAAGACUCUUCCGGACGCGCAACGAGAUCAUCUAUCACAUCUAUGGCCAGCAGGGGAGCAUGAAGCCAUGUUGCGAUUAGAGCGCUUUGUCGAGCAGAAGCUAGGCAAGUACAAGGAGACUCGCAACUUCCCUGCGGAGAACAGCACAGCGAUGCUUUCUGUCCACUUCAGCGCAGGUACUCUCGCGGCCCGAACAGCGGUGCGGAUGGCCCUCACUGCUAAUAAGAGCUCCUCAUCUAAGGACCCUCCCAACCUCUUCGGUGGCUGGGUCUCUGAACUCGCCUGGCGGGACUUCUACAAGCAUGUCCUUUGUCAUUGGCCUUACGUCUGCAUGAGCAAGCCGUUCAAGUACGAGUACAGCGACAUACGCUGGGACUAUCACCAAGAGAAAUUUACUCGCUGGUGCGAAGGCAAGACCGGCUUUCCAAUAGUGGAUGCGGCAAUGCGGCAGCUGAACUCUAUGGCAUGGAUGCACAAUCGCUGCCGCAUGAUCGUCGCCUCCUUCCUCGCCAAAGAUCUUCUGAUCGACUGGCGGCUGGGGGAGAAGUACUUCAUGGAACGCCUUAUCGACGGGGAUUUCGCUUCCAACAACGGAGGAUGGGGUUUCUCCGCUUCUACGGGGGUUGAUCCUCAGCCUUACUUCCGCAUCUUCAACCCUUUUCUACAGAGCGAGAAGUUCGAUGAGAGAGGUGAGUAUAUCCGUAAGUGGGUACCUAAGCUGGCUGGCGUUGAGGGAAAGGCGGUACAUGAUCCGUAUGGAAGAGGGAAGGGGAAGGAGGCUGAGGAGGCAGGGUAUCCAAGGCCGAUGGUGGAGCAUAAAUUCGGGAGGGAGCGGGCGCUGGAGAGGUAUAAGGAGGGUUUGGGGAGGGGGACGGCCAAUGUUGGGGGUGGGGUGCAUAAUUGA